ACGUGUCCUCGCGAUGUGUGACGACAGCGACGACUAAAUAUCGAAAAGCCGAAGGCAGCGCGAGGCAAGCCGAGUCUUACCGAAGUGUCUCCGUGACGUUAUGCUGGAGCAGAAGAGAUAAGACGGUGAAAAGAAGUGAGAGCUCUGUUUCCUGGUGUCGAGAGAACUGUCUGCUGGUCUUGUCAAGCCACGCGUAUCCCAAAAUGUCGUACGCGUACCUCUUCAAAUAUAUCAUUAUCGGAGACACAGGAGUUGGAAAGUCCUGUCUUCUUCUUCAGUUUACGGAUAAAAGAUUUCAGCCAGUCCAUGACCUGACAAUAGGAGUCGAGUUUGGUGCUCGUAUGAUUACCAUUGAUAGCAAGCAAAUUAAACUGCAGAUAUGGGAUACUGCUGGUCAAGAGGCAUUCCGUUCUAUAACAAGGUCAUAUUAUCGUGGAGCGGCCGGAGCUCUAUUGGUAUAUGACAUUACACGUAGGGAAACUUUUAAUCAUCUUACAACUUGGCUUGAAGAUGCAAGGCAACAUUCGAAUUCCAAUAUGGUUAUUAUGUUGAUUGGCAACAAGAGCGAUUUGGAUAACCGAAGAGAAGUGAGGAGAGAAGAAGGUGAGGCUUUUGCACGGGAGCAUGGUCUAGUCUUUAUGGAGACCAGUGCCAAAACUGCAGCCAAUGUAGAAGAAGCGUUCAUUAAUACAGCGAAAGAAAUAUAUGAGAAGAUACAAGAAGGAGUCUUUGACAUCAAUAACGAGGCAAAUGGUAUUAAGAUUGGACCACAGCAUUCGCCGACAAGUCCUGGAGGUUUACCAGGCACUGGUGGACAAGGUAGUGCGCAAGGUGGUGGGUGCUGCUAGGGGCUGGGGCCUUUCUGUCCACCGCUUCAUCCUUCUCCGAUCUGAAUUGACCUUUACUCCUGCUCUUCGUUUUAAUCUGAACAUUUACUUUGUACAAUUUAGUUGUGCGCAAGCCGCAUCAUGAGGUAACAAAUGACAAUUGAUGUAUUUAUUAGUUACAGUAAUCUUAUACACGUAAUAAAUAGGAUUAUUGUAAGACGAAAAUGUUAUACAUCAUUAAAAUCAUAUAAGGCAUAAUAAAGUCUUUAUUUACAAAGUUUCGUAAAAGAUAUGUGAUGAAUGAAGUUACGCCAUUUUUCAAUGUGUCUCUGGCAGGUUUAAUUCUUUUUCGUAGCGACCGAAUUAUUUAACGUGUAACUGUUUUCGUUCUUACAUACACGCAAUAGUUUUACCUUCUAACAAAUUGUUUUUUGCGUUUCAAGCUGAACGGGUUCCAUUGAUUCUUAUUUAGGAGGUAUUUUAUGUUUAUUUAAUGCGUAGUAUAAUUUAACUUUAAUUACAUUGUAAAUUUUAGCGGGCUUGCCUCCCACUUUAUGCAGCACGACAUGAAAUCAUUGUAUUAAGUAAUAUCAAUUAUCGAGAGUGAUAAAGCGGGAGAGGACAGGCACUUCUAUUUAAAAUGUUUUGUAUUCAUUUAAUAUGUAUUGUAUAUCCUAAUGUAAUGUGCACUAACGAUCAAAAUUCCAUUCUAUUAAUAGUGGCUCACGGACGCUGAUAUAUACAUCAGUUAAUCUGAUUUUACAUGAAAACAUGAUUUACAUCUAAUUAUCUAAAACAACACUAUAUAUAUAUAUGUAUAUGUAUGUAUGUAUUGAUAUAUAAGACAAUUAUACGAAACAUAUAUUAAUCAAUACCAUCGGGAGGCCUAUUUAACCAGAUUUAUAUUACAUAUAAGAGUACGCAAUAUAGCAAAAUCUUAUAUUGCAUAUAUUAACGAUCAGUAUCAUUAUUUGUGGUAUUUAUUGUCGCGUUUUUCUGAAAAUGGAGACAUCAUCGCGUAUUAUGAUAAAGAAC
This is a messenger RNA of Dinoponera quadriceps, 1862 nucleotides long. It is a transcript of the gene Rab2, whose product is annotated as ras-related protein Rab-2. Gene Ontology annotation, cellular component: Golgi apparatus. The transcript has 4 exons. The coding region runs from base 204 to 848 and encodes 214 amino acids. NCBI's taxonomy places the organism in Eukaryota, Metazoa, Arthropoda, Insecta, Hymenoptera, Formicidae. Gene Ontology annotation, molecular function: GTPase activity; GTP binding. The record is from RefSeq and is a predicted model, not a curated record.